This is a messenger RNA of Melampsora larici-populina 98AG31, 1229 nucleotides long. RefSeq lists its product as uncharacterized. The coding region runs from base 564 to 1061 and encodes 165 amino acids. The transcript has a single exon. The record is from RefSeq and is a predicted model, not a curated record. Gene Ontology annotation, molecular function: peptidyl-tRNA hydrolase activity. Lineage: Eukaryota; Fungi; Basidiomycota; Pucciniomycetes; Pucciniales; Melampsoraceae.
CUAAUCUCAUCAAAUCUGGCCAACAUGUCUCGCUCCAUCGUGCUAGCGGCCCUAGGAAACUAUAGUUACCCACUCACCCGCCAUUCAGUAAAUCAAUUUCACUCUUUCCACUCUAAUUCCUUCUCGGAUUAAACGGGCAUAUUGAACUCCCAUCGAUCACCGUCAUAUAUGUUGUGCCCAAAGGCUGGUCUGCGGAUUGGAUACCCGAUUUUCGAUCAGUUUCAAAUCAACUCAAUUAAGAUCAUUCCUGCUGACCGAUACCUCUCAUCCAUAUUUCAACUGUUCUUUGUUUGUUUCAAUGGUACUUGCAUCUAAACUCGAAGAUCGCUCAAGUGGUUACACAUAAUCUUCAUAAUCUACUCAAUGAGUUUCAUAGUACUGGAAUCGAUCCAGGUCUCAAACCUUUCGAGUUAUCUGUCCCGAUCAAACCAGACUCACGAAGCUUUUCUCUGAGGUCGGCCCAAGAACAUGGCCAGUUUACACACGAUUUGAAACUGUCCAAACCACAACAUCUAUGGAUCUCUCGCCAUAAAUUCCAUCGGACUCGGACGCCUUUUAGUGUCAUGAAAGGAUCCCCUGAGAGUGAAGCACCGGCUAUAAGGGACGAGUUAACACUACAUCUCAUCAAACCUCGAGCACUGAUGAACGUUCUUGGACCUUUUGUUCAUGAUUAUCAUUCCAACGUAUUUCGAUCACAACCAGAUACCAAACUAAUACUCCUUCAUGACGACCUUGAUCUUCAACCACUAGCUGUUAGACGAAGAAGUCCACACAAAUCCCUCAAGCCUUAUGGACAUAACGGUCUACGCUCUGUGCUUUCAGCUGUACCUUCUCCGCGUCAUAAAUUAAUCCAUACCAUUGGUAUUGGAAUCGGACGAGAUCCAGAUAAUACGAGUAAGGAUAGUAGUGCAGUUGGAAAUUGGGUGAUGAGCCCAUUGAAACGUGCCGAGAUUGAAGCUUGUAGUUGGGUAUCUGAAGAUAGUCAGAAUGCAAGCCCUCAUUAUGGUACUGUGGUGAAAGAGGUCUGGGAUAAUGUACGGAAUUUGAUGCGGAUGCCAUGAGAUUGGUGUACUUAUCAGGUUGAACCCUUUUAAUACGGUGAUAUCUGAAAUUGAUGAUUUUGUAUAUUUCCCGAGGGUUUACAAAGUUUUUGAGUUUCAAGGCAAUUAUCAUCAUGUUACGGGAAGCACAUACAUGAACUGCACUGCAGACUUGUAAUUGAGAAUCAU